GGACGCACCAGACCGAGCGAGGGCAGUGCACUUUUGUCUCUUCCUCCGCCUCCACGAUCUGACGCGCGCGCCGUUUGCUGUUAGGACGUACUGUGGAAGAACGCAUGCGUACUUCCGAAAAACGAGCCCAUCGGGUGGACUGGCGCACGCGCAAUACCGCCGUCUGAAAGGCGGGUGGAGUUUGGCCCUGAUGAAUAACAUGGUGACUGGAAGACGCAAUAGGUGCCCACUCCAAAGGGCGUAAGAGGCCCUCCCUCUCCCCGAUACCGCCUGUCUACAGUGCUGCGUUCACCAUGGCCCGGCAUAGGAACGUGCGCGGCUAUAACUACGAUGAAGACUUUGAAGAAGAUGAUCUCUAUGGACAGUCUGUAGAGGAUGAUUAUUGUAUUUCACCUUCAACAGCUGCUCAGUUUAUCUAUUCAAGACGAGAUAAUCCUUCAUCAUUUGCUGAAACAGAAGAAUAUGGCUACAAAGAUACCGAACAUAGCAAUUACAGUGUCUCUAGUCAUCAGCUAACAGGGAUUGAAAAAGCUCAGCUUGAUUCAUGCCUCGACCACAUGAGGGAAAUACUUGGGGAGUCUGUGCCAGAGAAGGUGAUGAUGGAAGCAGUGCUGAAUAGCAAAUUUGAUGUGCAGCAGGCUUUGGAUUCUGUGCUUGCACAAGUUAACAAGCAAGAUGUGAAGAUCAAGAAUGAAGAUACUGUAGUUUCAGGAAAGGCAACAAAAGGCUUAUUCUGCUCAGAAAUGUUCUCUGAAGUUAACUUGACUAAUUUGCUGCAAGAAACUUCACACUUUGCUAGUUUUGGUCUUAGUGAUCCCAUAGUCAGAUUGGAAAAUCCUUCUAAUUCUUCAAGUAACGAAACUUUCCUCAGACCUAAAAAAGUCAAUAUACCUUCAGUCAGAAAGAAAACCUUAACAUGUUCUUGUAAGUCUUUGGGAUCUCUUCCUGUCCCACUUAGUGACAUUCUUAAUGACAGAUCACUUUAUGAAUCAGUUAACAAGCAGACCAGCCUCCCGCUGGUUGACAGUAUAAAUUCAAGCCAGAGAUUUUGUAAUAAAUGUGAUGCUUGCUUUAGUUCUGGAAUUAAAUUCCUGGAAAAUAAUUCAUUGGGAAAGUCUGCUUGGGAUCAGGCUGAAUUGAAAGGUGUUAAGGAUUUGAAAGCCUUGAUGAGAAGUAAAGAAACAGGUGACUCAUCAGAUGUCCAAAAUACUGGACUAGUUGUCCUCCAAAAAAACCCAGGAAAAACCAGAGAUUCCCAGACAACCAGAAUUGAAUCUGACGUUGUGCCAAAAGUUACCAAAAUGACUGUGUCUGGAAAGAAACAAUCUACUGGCUUUGAAGUUCCAGGUGUGAAUGCUGAGGAGAAUGGGCAUAAUGCUCUUACUCCACAAAAAGGAAUCUCAGCUGGAGAUGGCAAUGUCAGUUUGGGGAUAACUGAGGUUCCGUCCAAACCAGCACUUUCAUCUCAAACUGUUCAAGCAUUAGAAGAACAGACUGCAGCUCCGACUCCAAUGAAAAAGUCUGGAAAAGCAAAGCAACAAAUAGAUGUGAAAGCCGAGUUGGAAAAGAGACAAGGAGGAAAGCAGCUGCUUAACCUGGUGGUAAUAGGACAUGUUGAUGCAGGAAAAAGUACUUUAAUGGGUCACUUACUCUAUCUUCUGGGCAACAUCAACAAGCGAACUAUGCACAAAUAUGAGCAGGAAUCCAAGAAAGCUGGAAAGGCAUCAUUUGCUUAUGCUUGGGUUUUAGAUGAGACAGGGGAAGAAAGAGAGAGGGGGGUGACAAUGGAUGUUGGUAUGACCAAAUUUGAGACACAAACAAAAGUAAUCACACUGAUGGAUGCUCCUGGCCAUAAAGACUUCAUUCCAAAUAUGAUCACAGGAGCUGCACAGGCUGAUGUGGCUGUACUAGUUGUGGAUGCCAGUAGAGGAGAGUUUGAAGCAGGGUUUGAAACUGGUGGACAGACACGAGAACAUGGGCUAUUAGUUCGAUCACUUGGGGUAACACAGCUGGCAGUUGCAGUCAAUAAAAUGGAUCAGGUGAACUGGAAACACGAGAGAUUUCUGGAAAUUGUUGUUAAACUCGGGCAGUUCCUUAAGCAAGCUGGCUUUAAGGAGUCAGAUGUAGCUUACAUCCCAACCAGUGGGCUUGGUGGUGAAAAUCUAGUCACAAGAAGUCAGUCAGGUGAGCUGACCAAAUGGUAUGAAGGAAGAUGCCUGCUAGAACAGAUUGAUUCUUUCAAGCCACCUCAAAGAUCAGUGGAUAAACCGUUCAGAUUAUGUGUAUCAGAUGUUUUUAAAGAUCAAGGAACAGGAUUUUGUGUGACUGGUAAAAUAGAAGCAGGCUAUGUCCAGAUUGGAGAUCGACUGCUAGCAAUGCCUCCUAAUGAAACAUGCACCGUCAAAGGAAUUGCUCUUCAUGAUGAACCAGUGGAUUGGGCUGCAGCAGGAGAUCACGUUAGUCUCACUUUGACUGGCAUGGAUAUCAUCAAAAUCAAGGUUGGCUGUAUAUUUUGUUGUCCAAAGGAACCUAUUAAAGUCUGUACACGCUUCAGAGCGCGACUUCUCAUCUUCAAUAUUGAGAUCCCCAUCACCAAAGGAUUCCCUGUGCUUUUAUAUUAUCAAACUGUAAGUGAGCCUGCCACUAUUAGAAGGUUAUUGAGUGUGCUUCACAAGAAUACAGGUGAAGUCACAAAGAAAAACCCUAAGUGUCUGGCUAAAGGACAGAAUGCUCUAAUAGAAUUGCAGACACAAAGACCUGUAGCUUUAGAACUUUAUAAAGACUUUAAAGAACUUGGAAGAUUUAUGUUACGCUACAGUGGAUCUACCAUAGCAGCAGGAGUUGUCACAGAGAUUAAAGAAUGAUUGUGGCACCAGGACUUCUGUAAUCCAACCAAAUGGAAGAAUCUGACUGAAUACCCGUGUUUGAAGAAUCUUCUACCAGUCGAAGGAACAUUGUUGAGAGGAGGGAAGACAGUAUUGGGAAUUCUGCAAGCAUUUGGGGACUGUCAUUGCUGCAAAACAAUAUGUCAACAGGGGAGAUAUGAAAAUUGCACUACUUCAUUGCACAGGUUUCCAGUAUAUUCCCAGUCUGAAACCUCACCUCAUCAGGUGGACUGUUUAUGAAAAGCUGAUCAGAAUAAUGUAUUAGAGGAUGGUGACUCAUCAUGAAAAAAGCUUGUUACUUCUGGCCUUAAAUUUUGUUUACAAUUUUUUUGAGCUGCUUAUUUGCUGCACACUUUUUCAUAAAUUACUUCAAUUGGGCUAAACAUUUUGGGUUUUUAUACAAAACACUUUCCAAGAAUCUUGUUUCCUUCUGUUUCAGAAAAUGGAACAUAAUGCUGCACCCAGAAAUAAAUUUAUUCCUUUCCUAAUUUUAUUUAAAAACUUAUUUGUGUAGAUGUAGUUUGUCCAAUAAUGGCUAAUCUUAUUUUUUAAAUUGUAGAGGACUAAUAAACUACUUGGUCUGAGCAUAA
Molecule: messenger RNA, 3475 nt
Organism: Heteronotia binoei (common prickly gecko)
Lineage: Eukaryota; Metazoa; Chordata; Lepidosauria; Squamata; Gekkonidae
Gene: HBS1L
Product: HBS1 like translational GTPase
Exons: 19
Coding region: 294-2864 (856 amino acids)
Biological process (GO): translation
Molecular function (GO): GTPase activity; GTP binding
Source: RefSeq, a predicted model, not a curated record